Dendronephthya gigantea is the source of this 7537-nucleotide messenger RNA. RefSeq lists its product as uncharacterized. Gene Ontology annotation, molecular function: calcium ion binding; transmembrane receptor protein tyrosine kinase activity; protein binding. The transcript is spliced from 28 exons. Gene Ontology annotation, biological process: positive regulation of kinase activity; multicellular organism development; protein phosphorylation. Gene Ontology annotation, cellular component: signaling receptor complex. The record is from RefSeq and is a predicted model, not a curated record. The coding region runs from base 36 to 7139 and encodes 2367 amino acids. NCBI's taxonomy places the organism in Eukaryota, Metazoa, Cnidaria, Anthozoa, Malacalcyonacea, Nephtheidae.
AUUUGGAUGUUUAUGAUGGCGACUCUCAGCAUGCGAUGACACUGGGGCGGUAUUGUGGAAAUCGUUUACCAGUGAAUCUUGUAUCAUCUGGAUCCAAACUUUUUAUCGCAUUUCAUACAGACGGUAGUGUACAAAGGCGAGGAUUUGUUUUGAAUUAUACAACAACAUUCAGUGAAUUGAAUGGAUUAUGUGAUGUGUAUGUUGGCGAUGUAAUCACAGCUAAAAGUGGUUCUUUGGUUUCAAGUAAGGGUAAAGACUGUACGAAGAUUAUACUCGCUCCUAGUGGCUGGCGAAUAAAGUUCACAAUUUAUCAUGUACGUGAUUAUAAUGCAUCUAUUUCUGUACAUGAUGGUGGAACAACGGUCGGAACAAAAAAAUAUGAAAUUGGUAUAGGGCAAGUUGUCGGCAAAGGUGGUCCCUUGGUGUUUUACACUUCAAGCAAUGCACUUCUGGUCCAUACUAAUACUAGAAGUUUUGCGAAUAGCAGCAAGUUUUAUGCAGAAUUUGAGAUGUUUUCACAGCCAGGAGAAAAAUGUCUUUGCCCUCCGACUGUUAACAGCCGAACAAUUUGUUCAUUUCCAGCGAUAGACAAUACAAGUACUUUUUAUUUCAAUAAUGACAGUCCAAAUGUCUAUAACAAAAAAAGAUGCACUACAUCUUGUAAUGAAGGGUAUGAUUUUGUGAAGCGAUUUUCAUUAGGUAUUCCUAAUGUCGACAGAACCUGCCACUUGGACCCGGACGAACACUCAAAUUGGAUUUCAAAUCCACCAUUCUUUGAUCAGUAUUUCAUCGACCAAAAUUUGAUUACAUGUAACAAACGCAUUCCUGCCACUCAACUUGCAGCGUCCUAUGCUUUCGAGUAUCCUAACUCAACUUGUCAAUACCUUAACUUAUCAUUUAUUGAAAAUGAAGUGUAUCGUUUUCUGGUAAACACUUCAUUCAAUUUUUCAUAUGUUGGGGAAUGUUAUAAACAUGUUAUAGGAAACUGCACAGUGAAACCAGUUGAUGCUUGGUGUGAUUAUUAUAACCAAGUCGUUCUAAAAAUAAAAGACAACGUUAUAUCGGACAAAAACUCAACGAAGACGAGAAAGAUAUUUAAACUUUUGUUUGAUGAUUUUCAAGUUCAUUUUAAGGGCAUGAUUCAACGAAUUGUGGAAAAAAAAUUAAUUGUGAAUAAUUCAACAAAUUUUCAUGUUUGGCGAUAUCGUGAGGUCCACAUCUGGUGCCCUACCAAUUUUGUAAAUGGUAGACUGCAUAAUUGGGAGACGUCUAAAUCUUGUAUUUCCUGUCCGGUGCAUUAUUAUAAGAAUAGAAAUUACUUCCCAUAUAUUUAUGAACAUUGUCGACAGUGCCCCCCGUUCAAACGGCGCUUGCUAAAUGAAUCUACGUGUGUAAAUGGAUCUCAGGCGUAUCCCAAACCUUCAAACGCUAACUGUCAACACACGUGUCCUCUUGGGAAAUACUUCGACAAUAUUUCUGGAAUUUGCGUGUGGUGCGAUUACGGACAAUUCCAAAAUUCUACAACAGUUUUAAACCCAGUCUGCCAAAGUUGCCCGGCCGGGAAAACCACGACUUUCGUCGGGGCGCAAAGCGAAACGGAUUGCAUGGUCAAAUGUCUUAAAGGACAGUUUGCAAAGUUUCCUUCAUGUUUUAAUUGUGACAACGGAUACUACAUGCCAUACGAGGGGAAUCAAUUCAAUAAAUGCUUUCAGUGCCCGCUGGGUAAAACCACGUUAAAAACAGGAGCGGCAAACUUGACUGACUGUGUGCAUGAUAUACUGUUAUACUGUCAUCAAGGGGAAUAUUUUGAUUUCAACUUCCAUCGUUGCACGCAAUGCCCACUAAAUACGUUCAACGACCAAAAGAAUCAUACAGCAUAUAUUUGCAAGCAAUGUCCCCAAAACAAAAAAACCCGAAACGAAGGAUCGACGAAUGUCUCCCAGUGCAUUUGUAGUCGAGGAGAGUUUCUAAACGUGACGAAUCAAGCGUGUGAAAAGUGUCCCAACAAUACUUAUCAAGAUAGUAUGGGCCAAAAUUCAUGCAAAUCUUGUGCGAGAAACACAUUUACCUUAAAACCCGGUUCAAAGACGUGCAUCAAACGUUGCCAUUUUGGGACGUUUUUCAACAAGUCUGCCGAAAUGUGCCAAGAUUGUCUGGUGGGUUAUUUUCAGAACAUUACAAACCAUACCUUGUCUAGGUGUUUACCAUGUCCACAGGAUUAUUAUGCCAAUAAAAUAGCAAGUAAGACUUGCACUCAAUGCCCUAAUAAACGGAUAACGGCCUCUAACGCAUCAUCUGACGUUUCCGAAUGUCUCAGAAGAUGUGAACCUGGUUUUUAUUUAAACGUGACCCUUGGAAGUUGUGUAGGAUGUCCAAAGGGGUUCUACCAAGGUAGGAAGGAAUAUAGGUACCAUUUCUGCACAAAAUGUCCAAGUGCUAAUAUGACAACUCUUGUAUCAGGUGCGACCUCAAUCGGACAAUGUGUCGAGUAUUGUGCAUCGUCCCCUUGUUACAAUGGAGCUGAAUGUACUAACAUUGAUAAUGAUUUUAUCUGCACUUGUCCUUUGUAUCUUUCCGGGAAGCAAUGUCAGACUAUUCUAGAUAAAAACAAUACGGACCUAAUGGUGAUAUCAAUCAAAUUUUCAAGCUUAAACUGGAAUAGUAAUCUAAGUAACCCCAAUACCAGAGAUUUCAUAGAAUUGGAAAAACAGAUUGGAAACUACGUGGUGGACAUAUUUAGGAAUGACUCAACUUUCCGCACAGUCAAGAUCAAGAGGUUCAUGCCAGGAAGUGUCGUAGCUUUUCUUGAAAUAAAUUAUGUAGCUGGCGUUGUUUUUAAUAACCCACUGGACACCUUGGCAAUUGCUGUUGUUGAUGGCAAAUUUGGUGAAUUAACAGUCGAUCCCUUCUCGUUAAACCUUCGUAAUUACACAUGUGGUACCUCUUUAGGGAUGGAGAACGGGCGUAUUCCUGAUGGUGCAAUUACCUCAGGAGUCAAACAUAAUUACCAUCCUUUAACGAAUGCUCGUUUGAAUCACAGAGGUCCAGGUUGGGCUCCACAGCCUGGCCGUUUGGAAGACGCAUAUCUUCAGGUAGAUUUUGGCUUGAUUGUGGAAUUAACGGGCAUUGCAACGCAAGGAUCGUCUUACGGUGGUGGUAGAUGGUUACCAGGUAGCUGGUUACAAGCAUAUCAGCUCAAUUAUAGUACUAAUGGCAGUGUAUGGCAGAGAUAUAAGGCAAGAACAAACGUAGCUGUGGUUUUUAUUGCAAACGUGGAUGUAAAUACCACCGUUCGCAACGACCUAGAAUACCCAGUAAGGACAAGAUACGUGAGAAUUUUACUCUUUACAGUGUUCAAUGCUAUCAGUUAUCGCUGUGAGUUUUAUGGUUGUCCUAUACCAAAAUAUGGCGUUUCGCCAACGGUCGUGCCCCGAAGUACUGAUGUCCUGAAACCAAGCAGCGUACUGGGCCCAACAAUUUCAACGGCACAUCGUCCGACACAUCUGAAAAGUAGCUAUAUAACACCAACACCGUCCAAAGCCUCUUCCUCGAUUGCAACGCCAAGUACUUCUAUGACUCCAGUCCCAGUUUACUUAAAUGUGACGCCGGUGAAUCCAAAAGUCGUUGAAAACAGUAUUGUUAUCUUCUCUUGUGAUUGUGGUGGAUGUAACUUACGGCCAUUUUGGUUAAAAGACAGUCUGCCAAUUCAUUUCAACCAAUCAGAAACGCCCUACAGUUUGUUGCCAAAUGGGAGUUUGGUCAUCAAUGCUUCCAGACAUACUGCCGGAAACUACAGUUGCGGAAUAAAAACUUCCUUUCGGGGCUGGAUGUACAGAAGUGUUGAGCUAGACGUAUGGUAUUUAAAUGCUUUUCAUGUAACUGGUGAUAAAAAUCCUUAUCGAGGGGAAAACAUCAGCCUGAGUUGUCAAGGAGAUGGGAAUCCUUAUCCUUCGUUCACCUGGUACUUCAAUGAUCAACCACUUGAGCAAAAUUCCCGAAUAUUACUGGAGAAAAGCAAGUUAAAUAUUUUCAAUGCAACGAUGAAUGAUAAUGGGGAAUACACAUGUGUCGCUAACAACUCCGCCGGCAGUGUCCGACGUACACUUGUCGUUGCAGUGAAAGAUAUUCCGUUAGUAAAAAUAUCAACAAACUUGCCCAAAUAUAUUCUUGUGGAUAAAUAUAUUCUGUUCGCUUGCCAUUCUGAGAAUUGGAAUUUUACUCAUCGUCUUUGGAAGAUCGAACUUGUUAAAGACGGAAUACCAAUAAUUACCAAACUGCCAUUUCCUGCAAGAGAAAGUGACACAGGAAAAUACCAGUGCAAAGCAACUAUUGGUGCAGCAUCACGCUUCUCUACCCCCUUCUUCCUAAUAGUCGGCACUCCUUCUAGACCCGUCGUUUUGAAAGGAGACCCGGAAACAAGUGCAACAGGAAUCAGACUUUCAUGGCAUCCUAUCUCUAAGACGUUUUGGAAUGGAGAGGAAGUAUCCUUCGAAGUAAAUGUGUUUUCUGUGAGUCGUAUCUUGCAGAAAUCACAUACAACGAAAACAACCAGUGCAAUUAUCUCUGGUCUACGUCCUGACACAACAUAUAUUAUCCAUAUCACCGGGAUUACCGUUUUUGGCCGGUUUCAAAAUAGCACCGUCACCUCGGUGAAUACAAAAGAAAAUAAAAACAUUAUAAAAUACCAGCUACACGUACGAUUGAGAGAUUAUGAAUUUUCAAACAAGUUGUUGGAUGAAACUUCUAGUCAGUACAAGAAGUUGAAAUCGAAAAUGGAAAAAUCGCUUAAGGAUAUCUUUGGAAGAUCAAAAAUUCGUUUUUGGUUUAUAGUUUCAACUGUUUCCAAUUUUAAAAAGGGAAGUGUUGUGGUAGUGAUUGUUGUCUCAUUGAGCAGUCAAUUUAAGGAAGAUCCAUCCGAACUUGUAAGCGAGUUAAACAAAGCUGACGCAAUCGCAGAGUACAAAUUUGACAAGUCAUACACAAGACAAGAAGAUUUUGAUGAAUGUGCGAAUUCAGGUUCCAAUACCUGUCAUGAAUACGCACAUUGUGAAAAUGUUCCUGGAACUUAUAUUUGUAACUGCUUCGAGGGUUUCUUUGGUGACGGAGAAAAAUGUCAAGGCCCUCCGCAAAUUAGAUCAAAGUCAUCAAAUAUUACCCAGUUUGUUGAAACAAACGUCACCCUUGUUUGCACGGUGUUUGCCAAUCCUGAUCCCACCAUUUCUUGGAAACGUGCUGAUCGCGAUGGGAAGUUCACAGAAAUAAAAAAGACACGGAACAAGUAUGAUGGAAAUUAUUCCAUUUCAAAUGCGGGUUUAGAGGAUUCAGGAACAUAUUUAUGUUAUGCGUCGAACGAGCUUGGUCAUGACUCUUACACAACAACUGUAAUAAUCAAACCAGUCAUUGUUGAUAUCGAUGUGGAGAUAAAGCUUUCUAACAAGACAUUCAAAGAAGAACUGAAGAAUAAGUCUUCUCCUGCUUAUAAAGAAUUAGAGGAAGACGUUUAUGAUGAGCUUUAUAAUUUUUUCAAUAACACUCCUGGAUUCGAAGACAUAGAAAUUCUUGGAUUCGUCAACGGAAGUAUCAAGGUAAUAUUUCGAGUCAUUGUCAAAGUUCUAAAACCUUCAAAAGAAUCAAACGAUGUUGUUGCAGUAAAGAUUGGCCGUAAAAUCAACAAGCAAUUAAAGACAGGUCGUAUUGGUAACAUACAAGUUGUUCCCGAUGCGAUAAAACUGAAAGUGCCACCUCCUCCACCAGCCAACGUUACAUCUUCCGAUGUUAAAGAGACAAGAGUUCAUAUUUACUGGGAACCUCCGGAACUUCAUGAGAUGUUUUCUAUCGAGAAAUAUUACAUCACUUAUUUAAAGUAUGGUUCGAAGAUCUGGUCUAAUAACACUAUCAAUGCUGAACAAUUAACCAAUACUCAAUUGGAUAACCUGGAGAGUGAUACGUUCUAUAUUAUAAUAAUAAUUGCUGAGAACGCGUAUGGUCUUGGUAAAGAAAGCAGCAGAAUAGAGAUUAAAACUAAAAAAGUUGAAGUUGUCUCACCGUGGUACUAUGUUGGUCCUAUAAUAGCUGUUGCUUGUGUUGUACUUCUGGUGGCGAUUAUCUUUGUUGUAAGACGUGUUUUACAUAGUCAUGCUUGGAAACCAGUAGAUGAAAAAUUCGAUUUGGGCAAAAAACCAUUUUUCCAAAUGCAAGAACGAAAAAAUCAAAAUGAGAAUACAUAUACAAACGUGUUUGCUUCAAAUGCCCAGAGUAAUUCAACGUCGGCGGAAAUUCUGAGAACUCGGAUUGAAAUAUCAAAUGAAAUCCUAAUUCCUGGAGCUUUUGGCUUCCACGUUGUACGAGGAACGUUUUUAGGGCAUCUGGAAAAGGAAAGAAAGACGUGUUCUGUUAAAAUGCUAAAAGAAAAUGCGAACGAAAAUGACCACCGUUACCUUAUGAAUGAACUGGCCACCAUGUCUGAAAUAGAAGACCAUGAAAAUGUUGUGAAUUUGAUUGGUGCUUGCACAAGUGAAGAUGGUCCUUUACUUUUAGUGCUCGAGUUCUGCUCCCGUGGAACUCUUGAAACCAAUCUUAGAGAUAACGAGAAAAUUGAGCAGUUGUUUUUGAAGAAGACAAAAAUUAAUUUAGCAAAUGAAAUUGCAAAUGGAAUGGCGCAUCUUACAAGUGAAGGGAUUGUUCAUCAGGAUCUUGCAGCCAAAAAUGUACUUUUGACAGAUGAUUUUACUCCAAAAAUUGCCAACUUCGGUCUUCCGCGUGAUCUUUAUGACUCGUAUCACAAAACAACUCAGACAAACUCCUCAAUUCGAUGGUUGGCGAUAGAAUCUUUAACUGAUGGACUGUACACAACAAAAAGUGACGUGUGGUCGUUCGCUGUCUUAAUGUGGGAAAUUGAAACUAACGGCUGCGUUCCAUAUCGAGAACUCGAUGUCGAAAAUUUGGUAAACCAAAUUCAUGGAGGAUACCGUUUGUCAAAACCUGAAGAAACAUCAAAUGAAAUGUAUAAAUUGAUGCUUCAGUGUUGGGAAACCAACCCAGAAGACCGUCCAACAUUCCAUGUAAUUAUCGACAUCUUGGAAGAACAUAUUAAAAACAAUGAGUCUUUCGUUGAUGUACCUCUAAGCAUUAGCACCUGAUCAACGAGAUCUCUGGUGAUAUGUUUUAAUCAUUCAUAUACGUGUUGGCUAAUAAAUUUAAUCCAUGUUAAUUGCUUUUAUGGUAAAAUAAUUACAAAGGUGAUCAUUAAGAAUGUGGCGAUACAUACACUACACAAGGUGAUCAUUAAGAAUGUACUACAGUCGUAUCUUAUAUACGUAAUUUGAUGCUAAUUUGAAAUGUUUUUUACACAAAUUGAAUUGAUGUGGAUAUAUCGAUUUAUUAAAAUAUAAGUAAAACAAAUAUAUAUGUGAACAACUUCACUACUUCAGUACUACAAGUCGAUAUUUGUAGGAUUACUCUAUAUACUAGAUUGACUUUUUAUAAGUAAUUCACUUUAAAAAUUAUUAUAUUAUUACAUAAUUAAUAAUUCAUAUCA